AUGUCUGACCGGGCCCAAUAUGAUAAACUCAAGACAGAGCUUUCGGAGGCUUUGGAACAGCGCCAGAAACAGGAACGUCGAUUGCAACAGCUGCAACAAGAAAUAUUUGACAAAGAGACGGAAUAUCUGCAAGGAAACAGCUCUAGCCAGCUGGGAAAUAUAGUCAAGGGGUUUGACGCCUUUGGGAAGCACUCGCAUGAAACUCCAAACGCUUUUACGGAUAAGGACAGAAUAUUUUCUUUGAGCAGUGCCUUGUUUGUGAAGCAACAAGAGGGAGUCACUGAGGAUGAGUAG
Messenger RNA from Lachancea lanzarotensis, 294 nucleotides. It is a transcript of the gene EAF6, whose product is annotated as LALA0S06e04390g1_1. The record is from RefSeq and is a predicted model, not a curated record. The transcript has a single exon. The coding region runs from base 1 to 294 and encodes 97 amino acids. Gene Ontology annotation, cellular component: NuA4 histone acetyltransferase complex. NCBI's taxonomy places the organism in Eukaryota, Fungi, Ascomycota, Saccharomycetes, Saccharomycetales, Saccharomycetaceae.